AUGGCUCUUGAUCACGCUUCAGAAUUCAUCACCUGUGAUUCCAUAAAAUCAUAUGGCGUUAUAAACAAGACUGUAACUCUCAGUCCACCACAUGGGAGUAAUUUUAAAGAGAUCACAUGGAAAAAGCAAAAAGAUAAGGUCAUUGACUGGUAUGAUUCUAAGAUAAAGACGUUUGAACCAUUUAAAAACAGGGCUUACUUAGACAUUGUCUCAGGUAACCUCACGAUCUCCAAUUUAACAUCAUCAGAUGAAGAUGAGUAUGAAUUUGUUUCUUCAGAUGGUAACACGACCGCUAUGUUCUCUCUUACUGUGCUGGAUCCUCUUCCAUCCCCAACUCUAAAUUGUUCAUCGAAUGAUGAAAACAUUAUAGUUGAAUGUAUGCUCCCAGAUUUCAGCAGGCAUGUUGACCUUUUAGUCUACUCAUGGACUUGCUCUUCAGAAAAAUGUAAACGUGAGGCGAAAUUGAAAAUAAUUUUCGAGAAAGAGGAUGAUCUUUCACAGGAAGUAUGGUGUAUUGUGAAAAAUCCUGUGUCCGCAAUGAACUCAUCCAUUAUUUUGAGAACCUGUAUGCCAGCGGGUAAGUAA
Messenger RNA from Chrysochloris asiatica (Cape golden mole), 585 nucleotides. RefSeq names its product CD58 molecule (gene CD58). Gene Ontology annotation, cellular component: cell surface. The transcript is spliced from 3 exons. The coding region runs from base 1 to 585 and encodes 194 amino acids. Gene Ontology annotation, molecular function: signaling receptor binding. NCBI's taxonomy places the organism in Eukaryota, Metazoa, Chordata, Mammalia, Afrosoricida, Chrysochloridae. The record is from RefSeq and is a predicted model, not a curated record.